Messenger RNA from Malania oleifera, 877 nucleotides. RefSeq names its product AIG2-like protein D. The coding region runs from base 137 to 664 and encodes 175 amino acids. The record is from RefSeq and is a predicted model, not a curated record. NCBI's taxonomy places the organism in Eukaryota, Viridiplantae, Streptophyta, Magnoliopsida, Santalales, Ximeniaceae. The transcript is spliced from 5 exons.
AUUAUUUAAUAUUUUAUUUUAAGAUAAUAAUAAAACGGGACUCCAAUUUUUUGUGCAACGACCGUAAGCUUGGAGAAGGAGAGAGGGAGAACCCAGCUUGGAGAGAGAGAGAGAGAGAGAGAGAGAGAGAGAGAGAAUGGAAUCGGCGGCAGGCACUCAGGCUCCUCAGAGUCUGCACAACGUCUUCGUGUACGGGAGCCUCAUGACCGACGAGGUUGUUAAAGUGCUCUUGAAGCGCCUCACUCAGUCGUCACCUGCCAUUCUCAACCACCACCAUAGGUUUAGCAUCAAGGGACGUGUUUAUCCAGCUAUUUUACCAGUGGAGAAUAUGACAGUUACUGGGAGGGUUCUACUGGGUAUCACAGCUCCUGAAUUACAUAUAUUAGAUACCUUUGAGGAUGUUGAGUAUGAAAGGAGCAGUGUCGAGGUUUCUUUGAUGGAUUGUUCUGAGAAGUUACAAGCUAAUGCUUAUAUAUGGGCCAAUAAAAAUGAUCCGAACUUAUAUGGAGAUUGGGAUUUUGAGGAAUGGAAAAAACUACACAAGGAUGAUUUUAUCAACAUGACCACUGGUUUUAUGGAAGAGCUGGAGCUGCCUGAAUCAAAAACCAGAGUCGCCACCUACGAGUCAUUCUUUCAGGACAGUGAUAAUCCGUCAGCCUCCUAAAGUUGUCAUUAAUGUCUCACAAUUGUGGAAUUAUCUCCAUAAUCAUAGAGGCAUUAUUUUCUAUAUGCAAUUAUUCACAAUAAUGCCAUCCAUUAUAGUUGUUCAUGGGUGCUUGAGAGCUUUAUUAAUUCCAGGUCAAAGAUGAUUCAUCUUAUCUUGUAGUUUGUGUGACUUUGAAAACUGAUUGCCUGGAGGUGGGGCUAUAUUAUGCAA